This is a messenger RNA of Olea europaea var. sylvestris, 3171 nucleotides long. RefSeq lists its product as uncharacterized. Gene Ontology annotation, biological process: DNA integration. Bases 1 to 3171 code for a protein of 1056 amino acids. Lineage: Eukaryota; Viridiplantae; Streptophyta; Magnoliopsida; Lamiales; Oleaceae. The record is from RefSeq and is a predicted model, not a curated record. The transcript is spliced from 8 exons. Gene Ontology annotation, molecular function: RNA-DNA hybrid ribonuclease activity; nucleic acid binding.
AUGGCCCCAAUCACCUUCUCGCAGGAAGACGCAGAGGGAGUUCACCAUCCCCAUUGCGAUGCUUUGGUUGUAAGGGCCGUAGUGGCUAGAAACGGAUUAAAACGCAUGCUCGUUGACAACGGUAGCUCCGUGAACAUAUUCAUCAUCCCACGAGGGCGGAUUAUCCUGCCUGUGGAAAUGGGUUCGGCCCCCUUGGUCGCCCAGUAUUUCAUAGAGUUUCUGGUGGUAGAUCAUAGGUCGGCUUAUCAUGGGGUGUUGGGCAGACCGGCUCUAAAAGAUCUUUGGGCUGUAACGUCCAUUCACUAUCUGUGCAUGAAAUUCCCAACCGAACAUGGGAUUGCAACGGUUCGGGGCGAUCAGAUGAGCUCCAGGGCAUGCUACCUGAACUCGCUACGCAAAUCGGAGCCCCGGACUGUCAAUGUAAUUCUGGCAGAAGUACCCGCUGAAGUCGGUACGGACGUGGAGAUGCUCGACGCCCCUAAACAAGGGCAUACCUUUGAACAAGAGGAAGAUGUCAUAAUGGAAGAGGCCCCUGAACAAGGACACCCUCUUGACGAAUUAGAUCCCCGAAUAAUUGAUUAUGAACCAAACGCGACCCCAAUGGAAGAACUGGAAACCUUUCCAGUCAAUCCAGAAGACCCCAACCAAGUCUUGCGCAUAGGGAAGUCAUUAUCGCCUGAAGCAAAAAUUGAGAUGAUACGAUUCCUGAAAGAAAACCUAGAUGUCUUCGCAUGGAAACAUGAGGAUAUGAAGAGGCGCGCGCUGAAUCCGGAACGGUACGAGGCGCUGAAAGACGAAGUAAGUAAACUUGAUCGCAGUGGUUUCAUCAGGGAGGCCAUAUACCCGAGGUGGAUAUCCAACCCGGUUCUAGUGAAAAAGUCUAGCGAGAAAUGGAGGGUCUGUGUGGACUUCACAAACCUGAAUAAGGCGUGCCCCAAGGAUAGCUUCCCGCUUCCAAGAAUUGAUCAACUGGUCGACUCCACUGCUGGGCAUGAACUACUUAGCUUCAUGGAUGCGUACUCAAGCCUCCAGGCGGGCGAACACGUGAGUCACAUUGACCAAACCUUCCAGAUACUCAGAAGGUAUAACAUGAAGUUGAAUCCCCUCAAGUGCACUUUCGGAGUGGCAUCGGGCCAGUUCUUGGGAUACAUUGUCAAUCAGAGAGGAAUUGAGGCAAACCCUGCGAAGGUGGCGGCUAUAAUAGAAAUGAGUUCACCUCAGAAACCAAAGGAGGUCCAAAGUCUCAAUGGCCGGAUAGCCGCCCUCAGCCGCUUCAUCUCCAGAGCUACUGAUAAAAGCUUGCCUUUCUUCAAAGUAUUGAAGCAAGGAAAGAGAUUUCAGUGGACUUCGGAAUGCCAAGAGGCCUUCAAGUCUCUGAAGAAACACCUAGGUGAAUCGCCCCCCCUAUCGAAACCCCAUCCGGAUGAAUCUCUGUUGCUGUAUCUAGCAGUGUCAGAUGUCGCAGUCAGCGCGGUCCUAACCAGGGAAGAAAAUGGGCGUCAAUUGCCAGUAUAUUACAUCAGCAAAGCACUUCUCCCAGCUGAAACACGCUACUCCGACAUGGAAAAACUGGCACUCGCACUUAUUACAGCUUCGAGAAAGCUGAGGCCAUAUUUCCAAGCUCACUCAAUACAAGUCCUCACCAAUUUCCCCUUAAGGCAAGUAAUGCAGAAGACGGACGCGUCGGGACGCCUACUGAAAUGGGCUAUCGAGCUCAGCGAGUUCGAUCUCACAUUCCGACCUAGACACGCUAUCAAGGGCCAGGCCCUUGCCGAUUUCAUGGUCGAAUUUACCAAAGCCCCAGAGAUGGAGGCCCUGAUGGAGCCAGCCGAGCCCCCCGCAUGGAAAUUGUUUGUAGAUGGGUCUUCAGGAGAGGCAGGCGCAGGGGCGAGAAUCGUGCUGGAAAGCCCGGAAGGUCAUUUGUUGAAUUGUGCGGUAAGAUUCAGCUUCGGAGCCUCGAACAACGCAGCCGAAUAUGAGGCCCUUCUGGCAGGACUAAGGCUCGCCAAGGAAAUGCAGGUCAGGAAGCUUCUGGCAAGCAGUGAUUCUCAGCUCGUAGUGAAUCAGGUGAAUGGGGAUUUCGCGGCCAAAGAUGAUAACAUGCGCGCAUACUUGAAGCUGGUUCUGGACAUAAUUCCCCAUUUCGAAAAGUUCGAACUGACUCAAGUCCCCCGUCUAGAGAAUGCCCAUGCAGAUGCUCUCUCAAAGUUGGCCAGCAGCGUGAACUCAGAGCUUCUGAACAUCGUCCCCAUUGAGCACUUAUCAAAGCCCUCCACCUUCGAGGGUGAAGAGUUACUAUGGAUAGAAGGCACCCCAUUGUGGAUGCAUCCCAUAAUUGCAUAUCUAAAAGAGCAAACGCUGCCUGCUUCCAGAAGUGAAGCAAGGAAGUUAAGAAGAAGGGCUGCACACUUCGUCCUUCAAGAAGGAACCCUUUACAAGAGGGGCUUUGCCUCUCCCCUUCUUCGAUGUGUAGGCGGCAAAGAGGCCACCUACGUACUCAGAGAAAUACAUGAAGGGAUCUGCGGAAAUCACUCCGGAGGGACGAAAUGUGACAAAUGCCAGCGCUUCUCGAACGUACAAAGACAGCCUGCGCAGAGCCUCUCUAUAGUGACCAGCCCUUGGCCAUUCGCCAAGUGGGGCAUCGACUUCAUUGGUCCGCUACCAAAGGGUAGGGGAAGCGCAACUUUUGCCAUUGUCGCCAUCGACUACUUCACUAAGUGGGUCGAGGAAGAACCCCUUGCCCGAAUCACCGAGGCCAACACUACGAAGUUCGUUUGGAAGAACGUCAUUUGCAGGUUCAGCAUCCCUCACUCCAUUGUCUCUGAUAAUGGGCGGCAGUACUUCUCGACUCCACAUCACCCUCAGGCAAAUGGACAGGUCGAAGCAGUGAACAAGACUAUCAAGCAGCCUAUGUCCGGCCCUAAGGAUCGCCUCACUAAUGGCCACGCAGCCCGGCCUUGGGUAACAAGCUCUCUCUUCCGGCCCUGGGAGAAUCAGCCGGAAAUUGUGCGAGAUCGCCGGAAAUAUCGCUCUCUCUCGCCGGAGUUGCUUCCGUCAAUAAUAAUUACUGGCCGCAGCAGCCUUCUAGGGGAAUGGGCGUGGUACCCAACUGUCACCUUGGAAACACGCAACAGUUGUCAAAUCAUUGGACUUCCGGGUCGCCUCAGAUGA